CACAGGAAGGUCACACCAUCCCCCACCAUCAUCAGAGUGGAGACCUCGGGGAUUAUAAUAUUGUAGUUAAGGGAGAUUAUAAAGAAGAGGAUGAGGAGUAUGGAGUGAUGGAGGAGUUUUCUGAUGGAUACAAUGACAUUAUGGAGUCACCUAAUACCAGGAACCCACCAGAGAGAUGUCCCCGUCCUCUGUAUUCCCGGGAUUCCACACAGGAAGAUCAGUAUUAUGAGGAUGAAGACCAAAUUCCUCAAACAGAAGAAAACGAGGAGAAAACACAAAGGUCACCACUGAGCAGCCCGUCUUAUAAAGAGGAGGAAAAUAUUUCAGAGAUUAGCGCAGAUGAGAAUGACAUCAGAGAAAAUCCAAGUUGCCGUCUCGUCUUCCCUCCAUAUUGUAAAGAAGAAGAAGAAGAUCUAUUCUGUGAUCCUCCAGGAGAACACAAUCCUAACCCAGAUAUGUUUUCAGGAUUUUGCCGUGUGGAUAGAUCACCCGAUCCUUCCAAUCCAGUGGAAUCUUCUCCGAAUAGAUCACAUGCAUUGACUUUGAAUCCUCACCGAGGGAUCACCUUCCCGGAUCCCUCUGAGCCCGAGGAAUCUUCUCCCCUUCCGUUAGAUUCCGGUACCCUGAAUAUCCUUCCAGAACUGCACGGCGUGGGCCGAUUUCUGGAUUCUUCCAAUCUGAUACAAUCCAUCAAAUCCGAGCCUACUACCUCAGAUUUCGAUCCUUACCACAUGGAUAGACACCAGGUAGGAUUUCUGCAACAGGAACCGAGCAACUUCACCCAACGGCUGGCACACAAAGGCCGCAGGACCUACCAGUGUCCAGAAUGUGGCAAAAGCUUCAACCACAGCGGCAACCUCAUUGUACAUCGCAGGAUCCACACCGGAGAGAAACCCUUCCAGUGUCUUCAUUGUGGAAAGGCUUUCGCUCAUCGGUCAAAUCUCGUCCAGCAUCAGAUCGUACACCGAGGAGAGGAACCAUUACCAUCCAUGGUGUAUAGGAACAGCCUAAGAGGACUGGCACCAUUACCAUCCAUGGUGUACAAGAAUGGACUAAGAGGACUGGCACCAUUACCAUCCGUGGUGUAUAAGAAUGAUCUAGGAGGUCAGGCAGUGCCACCAUCCGUGGUGUAUAAGAAUGAUCUAGGAGGUCAGGCAGGGCCACCAUCCGUGGUGUAUAAGAAUGACCUAAGAGGACAGGCAGGGCCACCAUCCGUGGUGUAUAAGAAUGACCUAAGAGGACAGGCAGGGCCACCAUCCGUGGUGUAUAAGAAUGACCUAAGAGGACAGGCAGGGCCACCAUCCAUGGUGUAUAAGAAUGACCUAAGAGGACAGGCAGGGCCACCAUCCGUGGUGUAUACGAAUGACCUAAGAGGUCAGGCAGGGCCACCAUCAACUGGGCAAGCAAAUGGCAUAAGGGGACAGGCAGCCUCAACAUCUGCUAUGUAUGGCAACAGUUUAGAAGGACCGGCACUACCACCAUCCACCCUGUAUGGAAAUGGCGUAGGAGGAACGGCAUCAUCACAGUCCACCGUAUAUGGAAAUGGCGUAGGAGGACAGACAACAUCACCAUCUGCUUUGUAUGGGAGCGGCCUAUCUCCGAUACUGGGAGCCAGGAGACAACAGAUGGCUUAUGGACAUCCCACCAGGAGAGCCUCCGAGUGGCGUUGUGUUCCGUCUCCGGACUGUAAAGUGGAAUAUGAAGACAUCUCAGAAGAUCCUCCAGAGGAAAACCCCAUUGCCUCCAAUAUGAAUCUCGGACCUGGGGAAAGAUCACCAACAACCCCUCGUCCUGUGGAAUCUUCCCUGGAUAAGUCCAAUAUCAUCACUCCAAAUAUCCAUUCGGAACUUCCCAGUGCAGAGGGAUCACCAGAUCCAGUGGAUCUCUCUCCUAGUCAUGACGUUCCCUCAGAUAUCUAUGGAACAAUGGGCAUGGGUAGCGUACCCGACCUCUCAUAUCGGACAGAACCUUUACCUUUUACAUCACAUACUGUCAACCAUAAAACCCAACCAGGACUUCAUAGUUUGAACAAAUCGGCAGAUCCCAAUGAUCCUGAGGGGUCUUCUAACGGCAACUCCCAUUCCAGUGUCUCGAAAAGGCAUCUUCACCGUCCAGAUUUAUUACCGGAUCCCUUUCAUUUUAUGGAUUCUUCUUUUAAAUCAAAUCUGGUUAACUCAAAUGUCCAUCCGGGAGAUUCUACUUCAGAGGAGAGAUCCCCGAAAUCCCCUAAAAGGGCAGAACCGACUCUCAACAGGCAAUGUGGCCCAUCGCAGAAACCGCCGCACAGAGAACGAAGAAUAUAUCAGUGUCCCGAGUGCGGCAAAUGUUUCAAGCAAAGCGGCAACCUGAUUGUCCACCGGAGAAUCCACACGGGUGAGAAGCCCUUCCAGUGUCUUCACUGCGGAAAAGCCUUUGCCCAUCAGUCAAACCUGGUCCAGCAUCAGAUUGUACACCGAGGGCAGGCGCCGCCGCCUCCGUCCACCACGUACGGGAACGGCUUAUCGUCACCCUUAGAAGUCAGGAGGCAUCAGAGGACUUGUGACGUGUUUUCCUGUUCGUAUUGCGGGAAGUGUUUCAAGCACAUGUCCAAUCUGGUGACCCACGAAAGGGUCCACCUGGGCGAGAAGCCCUUUUCAUGUUCAGAGUGCGGGAAAAGCUUCAAGCAGAAGUCCGCUCUCAUCUCACACUGCAUCAUUCACAUGGGCGAGAAGCCCUUCCCGUGCCCUGAUUGCGGGAAGUGUUUCAAGCAGAGCUCGGCGCUCAGCAUGCACAUGAAGAUUCACACGGGCGAGCGGCUCUACGCCUGCACCGAGUGCGGGAAAAGUUUCAGGGACAACUCGGCUCUUGCCAGGCACUAUCGGAUGCACACGGGGGAAAAGCCGUACCCCUGCACCGACUGCGGUAAACGUUUUGCCCACGUAGCCAACCUCAUUCCUCAUCAGCGCAUUCACACGGGGGAAAGGCCGUACGCGUGUUCAGACUGCGGGAAGGGCUUCUCCUCCAAAUCCUACCUCGCCGAGCACCAGACCAUCCACACAGACAGCAAGCCCUUUCCGUGUCUCGAGUGCGGCAAGUCCUUCAAACAGAAAACUAUCCUCCUACAACACCAGAAAACGCAUGAGAUGGACACGCCCUUCAUAUGCCCCGAGUGCGGCAAAGGCUUCAAGGGGAAGGCCACUCUGGACCAGCAUCUGAGUGUCCACGCCGGGGACAGAUCGUAUAUGUGUUUGCAGUGCGGUCAAAGUUUUUCUCAGAAACCCCACCUGGCCUUACAUGAGAGGCUCCACCACUCUCAAUGAUUGGGACAAACGUUUCCUAAGUGUCUUAUCCAUCCCAUAUACGUCUAAUAAAAGUCUUUUACCAAACCA
Rana temporaria (common frog) is the source of this 3368-nucleotide messenger RNA. Its product is annotated as zinc finger protein 62 homolog. NCBI's taxonomy places the organism in Eukaryota, Metazoa, Chordata, Amphibia, Anura, Ranidae. The record is from RefSeq and is a predicted model, not a curated record. The coding region runs from base 108 to 3299 and encodes 1063 amino acids. The transcript has 5 exons.